AAUCGAAAGACAGUUCAAGCAACAACUAGACAAGAAACUGAAAGAAAGAAAAUACCCAGAUGGCAAAAGCUUGUUUCAAGAUGGCAUUACUACUUUUUCUCAUGGCAUCAUACUGCAUGUCUCUCUCAAAGGCAUCAAUAGUAAUACAUGAAGGUAUCCCGUGUGCCUCUGAAGCUGAUUGCCGGAAAGUUCACUACUGCUAUGGCCAAGUUUAUUGUAUCCAAAACCACUGCGCCUGCCGAAUAGCAGAUCGAGAAAGACAAGAAGACUCUGCUCGAAUUAUGCAUAAAGAGACCUCCGUGCGACAAGAUGCUAGUAAAUGUCAGAACGACAAGGAUUGCAAAGCAAUUUGUCCCCCUAAUUGCAAAUCCACCAACUGUAUGAACGGCACAUGCUUCUGUAGUUGUUAGGCCAGCUUGAUGAAAGAAGAUGUAUUUAAUUGCACGAAUAAUUAAUAAUAGCUAAACGUCCUUUACUGCAAGAUGGAAGAUUAAAUAAUACUAAUGAUCGAUAGAAAAGAAAACAGCGAUAU
Molecule: messenger RNA, 532 nt
Organism: Ricinus communis (castor bean)
Lineage: Eukaryota; Viridiplantae; Streptophyta; Magnoliopsida; Malpighiales; Euphorbiaceae
Product: defensin-like protein 295
Exons: 2
Coding region: 60-410 (116 amino acids)
Source: RefSeq, a predicted model, not a curated record